UUGUGCGCGUCAUUUUAUUUGUUGUUAAACUACGCGCACCACAAUAUAAAUGAAAAAUCACAGUUAAAUUAACAGUGUUUAUUUUGUGGUGAAUAAAAAAUGGGAGUACCAGCAUUUUUCCGUUGGCUUAGUCGAAAAUAUGCAAGCGUUAUUGUCGAAUGUAUUGAGCAAAGGCCUACUGAUGUUGAUGGUAUUUUGGUGUAUGCCGAUUCGUCGCUUCCCAAUCCCAAUGGAGUGGAAUUUGACAAUCUAUACUUAGAUAUGAAUGGUAUUAUACAUCCGUGCACUCAUCCUGAAGAUAAACCACCGCCGAAAGACGAGGAUGAGAUGAUGGUGGCUAUAUUUGAGUGCAUCGACAGGCUUUUCCGUAUAGUCCGUCCGAGAAAGUUAUUGUACAUGGCUAUUGAUGGAGUGGCACCUAGGGCAAAAAUGAACCAACAACGUUCACGCCGUUUUAGAGCCUCUAAGGAAACCCAGGAAAAGAUUGAAGAAAUUGCUCGUAUCAGAUCAGAACUUCAAUCCAAAGGUGCCUACUUACCUCCCGAGAGACCUAAGGAGGCUCAUUUUGAUUCAAACUGCAUUACUCCUGGUACCCCAUUCAUGGACCGACUGAGCAAGUGCCUGCAUUAUUACAUCCAUGACAGAUUAAACAGUGAUCCUGGGUGGAAGGGAAUCAAGGUCAUAUUAUCAGAUGCCAAUGUACCUGGUGAGGGUGAACAUAAAAUCAUGGACUACAUACGGAGGCAAAGAGCGCAACCUGAUCACGAUCCCAACACGCAACAUGUGCUGUGCGGGGCUGACGCGGAUCUGAUAAUGUUGGGGUUGGCAACUCAUGAACCAAACUUCACUAUAAUUCGUGAGGAGUUCAAGCCCAAUAAGCCGAGACCCUGUGAUGUGUGUGGCCAAUUAGGUCACGAAAUGAAGGAAUGUACCGGUAGCAGCCCUGAAGCAUCACUGGUUAGAUCGGACCCUGCAUUUGGAAAUCAAGAUGGCUUCAUAUUUGUGAGGCUUAGCGUCCUCCGAGAAUAUCUUGAAAAGGAACUCCAAAUGCCGAACCUGCCGUUCGCAUACGACUUCGAGCGGGCGCUGGAUGACUGGGUUUUCAUGUGCUUCUUUGUGGGCAACGACUUCCUGCCACAUCUGCCCAGCCUGGAGAUCAGGGAGGGCGCUGUGGACCGGCUGGUCAAUCUCUACAAGAAGUGCGUCUACAAAACGAGAGGCUGGGUGACUGACUCGGGCGAUGUGAACCUGGACCGCGUGCAGAUAAUAAUGGACGAGCUUGGCCGCAUGGAGGAUGAGAUAUUCCGGCGCCGCCACCAGAACGAACUCAACUUCAAAGCUCGGGACAAGGCCAAGAAACAGCAGCAACAGAGGGUUAACUUCCAGCUGCUCAACGAUACACAGUUUGCGCCACAGGCGGUGGGCGGUGGUGCCCGCACCGUGCAGAAUGCCCGACAAGAAGCAGCCGAUAUCCGCUUGGCGGGAAUGAAAGCUGCGGCUGACAAAAAUGAUGAAGAGAAACAGAGUCGCAAGCGAUCUGCUGCAGAGGCCGGCUUAGAUGAAGAUGACGAUAAGCACGACGAAGUACGUCUGUGGGAGGAAGGGUUCAAGGAGAGAUACUACGAGAGCAAGUUUGAGGUUGGCAGGGAUAAUCUGGAGUUCAGGUACCGCGUGGCGUUGCAGUACGUGCGAGGUCUGUGCUGGGUGCUGCGUUACUACUACCAGGGCUGCGCCAGCUGGAAGUGGUACUUCCCCUACCACUACGCGCCGUUCGCCUCAGACUUCGUCAACGUGUCCGGCCUCAGCACCAAGUUCGAGAAGGGCACGCAGCCGUUCCGUCCACUGGAGCAACUGAUGGGUGUGUUCCCGGCAGCCAGUUCGCAGCACGUGCCCAAACCUUGGGCUACCCUCAUGAGCGACCCCUACUCGCCCAUCAUCGACUUCUACCCCAUAGAUUUCAAGAUAGACUUAAACGGCAAGAAGUUCGCUUGGCAAGGUGUGGCUCUCCUGCCCUUCGUCGAUGAGACAAGACUGUUCAAGGCCUUAGAGCCAUAUUACAAGGAGCUGACACAGGCGGAAGUGAAGCGCAACAUUCGCGGUAACGACCGGCUCUACGUGAGCACCGGCAACCAGAGCUACGAGUUCCUGCUGGGGCUGUACCAGGCGUCGGGGACAGAUGUUCGCGCGCUCGUCAACAACGGCCAGCGAUACCCGUACCGCAGCCAGGGAGCGCGCGGUGACGUCAUGCUUAGCGACGACAAUCUUAUAAUAGGAGGACAGCUCGCCUCACCAGUGGUGGGUUUGCCACCAGCUCUGCAUAACCGGGUGGUCUGUGUCCGGUUCCAAGACCCGGAAUAUCCAGAUGACUUUAUCUUCCCCGCGAAAAGGUUGCGAGGUGCCGUGCAGCCGCCUAGAGUGCUCAAGCCUGGAGAUCUGUCUCACCAGGAGAACAGGAACUGGAGGCCGCAGAUUGGUAUGGUGCGGUCGCACACCGUGGCCAGCCUAGAACUGGCAGGACACAGGAUGCUGGGCCAUCAUCUGCCGCGGGACAAGUCAUACUCGUCUGUGCCUCCGCCGCAACACAAUCGCUCGCAGUCGUUCGGACCUCAUCGGAGUGGGUAUGUGCAGUCACAAGGCGCCGAGCGGCCGCAUCCCUACAGCCGGCCUGGGUAUAAUACCAACCAGGACAGGCAGUACGGGAAUAAAGACAGACAGUUUGGGGGCCAAAGGCAAUCUAACGACCAAAACAAGAGAUACAACCAGGAUAGACCGUACAACAGCCAGGACAGAUUCGGCGGCCAGAACCGCUUCAACCAAGGAUACAGGUCGAGUAACCCAGGCUACUCGUCGAACAACCAGAACCCGAGGUUCGGCCACAACCAGGAGCAGACGAGUCACAGGCAGUCCAACUGGAGGCCCCAGAGUUCAGGUCGGCAGGGCAACUCAAGUUGGCGCUGAUAUUAUGUAGAUAAGCAAAUAUUUUAAUAAAUUAGAAUCAAUUUACAACUCAACAACAUAAUAAGAUGAAUUGAAGUUGAAACUGAUAUCAAUUAUAGGUACAUAAUAAUUGUUGGUAUUUUGGUGCCAGUUACAAAUAUUACUAAAAUAUAAAUUGAUAGUUGGGGCAAUUACAAAUGAUUUAUGCAACUGUUGUUGCAUAAUAAGGGGUAUGGAAACACGAUCACAUGAGUGUUUUAAUACCUAAUUAUCAACAGUUGCACACACGACUAUCUACACCCAUAAUAUGAAUCCUCUUUAAAAGAUUUUGAAACAGUUAGCUUACUGCUAACAUUAAAAAAAGCAAGUCCUAAUAACCAUUACAUCAUCCAAACGAGUGUUGUAAUGUUGCACUGAAUUUCAUUACAACACUCGUUUGGAUUAUGUAAUGGUUAGUAGGACAUUGGGUGUUUUAAUGUUGGCAAUAAGCUGUUUUAGAAUCUUUAAUAGAAGUAUUAAAGCAUGGGUGUAGAUAGAAUAUUUUUAUGUCACUGUUUUUCAUCAUAUAUAUCAAUCUGCUUAUAGCCGAUCAAUGAAUAAUCACAGCAGAUCUGCAGGGAGGUCUAAGUCUAAGCUGAGAUAUAUAGAGCGUACUUAGAUUUUGCUCAGACUUUACUUACACAAAACUUAGCUGAGUGUGAUAAAACGCGAACUUGACUUUUUCAUUCUAUUCUUCCUGCUGUGGCUUCUGUGUAAGGUAUACCACAAGUUUGCCAACGUCGUGUAGAAAUAGACCACUAUCACCACUAUUAAAAAAAGAGCAUGCUAAGAUUGCACGCAGCUAAGUCUUACGUAAGUAAAGUCUAAAUAGGUAGGCUCUAUAGAUCUCAGCCUUAGUUAUAUAAGUUUUAAGAACGUGAAAACUUAGACCUUUACGUUUGAAAACAUAAAUCUGACAAUAUGGUCUGUUGCGAUCCAUUGUAACUAUAUAGUAUAGAUAACUAAAUAAAUAAUAGGUAGGGAUAACAGAGAGAGUUGUCAUACUGAAACAUGCAGGGCAAGCCUGUCAGCCAUUAAGUUGACAUAGCGACAUCCCAUUCUGCACGGACGCACGACAAGAAGAUAUUAGUAGGACGUUUAAAGUGACGGGAUCUUCUUGUGGCGAAUUCACGAUUAGAGUUCAAAGUACUAUUUGUAAAAGAGUUCAGUAUUCUUAACUAUCAAUUUAUCUUUCAUUUCUAUAUAUAUAUUUAUAUAUAAAUAUCCUUAUUAAAAAGCCUUAUUAAUUAUAAAAAAAAAUAAUACUGUCAAAUGUAUAUUAUUAUUUCCAGAAUACUCUAACUUGGUGCACUUGUAUAAGUUAGAGUUUUUUGAAAGCAAUAGUAGUUGUAAAGGUGUUAGUAGCAUUAAUUUUUUUUAUUAGAUAAUAUUUUAAGUCAUACCAAUGUAAUUGAUUUAAAUGGGCUUGAGUAGCCGCGAUUUUAUUGAUUUUGAUUAGACCCUCUUGGGUGAGUAGGUAUGCCAUUCCUAAUUUAUCAUCUAGGCACUGAUGAAAAUAUAACGUAAACUCGAAAACUAUCUCUUGCUAGAUAUAAUGUUUUAUUUACAAAACGGCUUCAUAAUUAUAAUAGCUAAAUGAUUACAAAAACACGUUAGAAUCCGACCGUUUAUGACUGAAAUACAAACUUUUUUGUGAACGGACUUGGUAUGAAAACAUAUCUGUUUUGUAGGACUCGGGCUAAAGCGACUCUGUGCCGUCUAUUUUGACAACUAAAUGUACGAAUACAUUUGUACCUACAUAAAUAUAUACAUAAAUGAACCACCCGUCAACAUGCUUAUUGGAAAUAUCAUCGAAAUGUUGAGAUAAAAAAAUUUACGUAAUUUUUACAACAAUGUUACAUUUCAGUUCUAACUAUAUACUUGUUAUAUUACUAAUAUAUAUCCGGAUAGUACUGCGUCUAUAUUUUGUAGCGUUCUUGAAAUUAAAUUCACAAUAAAACUUAGAAUUACAUGUUUCGGUAUAACAAAAUGUUCUCUCCCCACUUUCUGCUCCAGUAACCUGUUCCUGCACUACAAGGAAUUUUUGUCUGCAAAAUGCAUAAACGACUCUGAUUAACUUUGAUGAUUAUAGCGUUAUUUCUCAAAUGAUUCGACAUGAUUUUUGUAUCUACUCUCGUAAAUGAUAUGACAUGACGAGUAAAUGGUAUGGGCGGACUUAAUAGUCUGUGGUCAUUUCAUUUAGUAUAUCUAGUGCAUAGUUCUGACAUUACAGCUGAUAUAUAUUUGUAUAUAUUUUGUAUCACCUUUGUUACAAGAUUACAUAUUGUAUAAUAAAUGAUUUUAUGACUCAA
Messenger RNA from Leptidea sinapis, 5288 nucleotides. It is a transcript of the gene Rat1, whose product is annotated as 5'-3' exoribonuclease 2 homolog. The record is from RefSeq and is a predicted model, not a curated record. Lineage: Eukaryota; Metazoa; Arthropoda; Insecta; Lepidoptera; Pieridae. Gene Ontology annotation, molecular function: 5'-3' RNA exonuclease activity; RNA binding. The transcript has 17 exons. Gene Ontology annotation, cellular component: nucleus. Gene Ontology annotation, biological process: nuclear-transcribed mRNA catabolic process. Bases 100 to 2958 code for a protein of 952 amino acids.